UUGCUGCGGCCCACGGGCGAGGCGAUGCCGACGCGGGACGGGCGGCGGCUGCUGGAGGCGCUGAGCCUGGAGCCGCCCGCGGCCAGGGUGAUGGUGUCCUGCGCCUGCAGCCUCCGCGCCGAGACGGGGGACGGCGCAAAGAGCUUCGUGGUGCUGCUGGCGGCCGUGCUGGACGGGCUGCGAGCUGCGGGCGGCGGAGCCGGGCUGCGGCGGGCGCUGCGCGAGUUUGAGGUGCAGGUGCUGGAGCGGGCGGCGAUGCGGGGGCUGCGGCGGCACCUGCGGCUGGCACCGGCCGGGCUGCUGGAGGCGCUGCUGGAGCCGUACUUGGCCGGCCGGCUGGGCCCCGGCGAGCGGCGGCGCCUGGCGCGGCUGUGCGCCGAGAUGUGCCGCCGCUGCGAUCCGGCCGCCGCCGCCCGCCCGCAGGUGCUGCGGCUCCUCGGCCGCCGCUUCGCGGAGCUGCACGCCGCUGUGCCCGGCCUGCCCCUGGCGAGCUCCAGGGUCCUGCCCGGCAUUGUUCUCCGUAGGGACUUCGCUGCUUACUGUCCGGCGGACGGGGAGCUGCGGGCCCUGCUCGUCUCCGAGCCCCUGCGGCCCGCCCUGACGGCCCCCGGCGUCGAGUUUGUUGUCGACUCCGAGGGUCAGUAUCAGGCUUCCCUGCGCUGGAUCACUAAAAGGACAGAAGCCUUAAUGAAACACUUGCAGAGCAACAACGUUAAGCUGUUACUGUCGAGUUCGAAGCAAGAAGAAGUGGUUAUUUACUAUGCCAAAUUAUAUGGUGUGUCUGUGGUAGAGUGCUUAUCAUCAGAAGAAAUGGCCCUUAUCACUGAAAUCACUGGCGUCUCACCUGAUGCACCUUUCGGUGAUARCAUGGACAGACAAAUUACUGAAACUGCAGUGGUAACGUUUUGCCGGCCCUUGCUGCUUGUCUCCAAGAGAUGUGUCCACAUUGGCUUCACCAGUGUGUGUGCCUUCCAGCCCCAUUGCCUGAUCCUUUGUGGGCCUGUCGAUGGCGUUAAUGAGCAACAUGCUGCUGCUUUACAAGAGGCGUUCACUAUGCUGCAGCAGCUGUUUAAAACAGUUGAUCAGAGGGAGGAAUGGAGAGCGGAAGGUGAAAGUCAGAGUGAAACCUCAGAUGUUUGCACUUGGCAUUCUACUACUCAGAAACAACUGGUAAUAGAAAAUACUUCUUGUGACAGUAACCAGGUUUCUGAAUGUCAGCUGAAAGCAGUUAGUGAUGAAACAGAGACAAAAAUCUUCGACCCUGAUAAAAGUGAUUUGCUGGUGCACAAUCGAAAGAACCACAGCACCACUGUGUUAGUGGUACGCAACACUGAUACAGUCACUACCUGUGAGUGCCUGGAUGUUGGCMAAGGUGUGGAGAAAACAUGUUGCCAUGUAGUUCCAUUUAAACAGGAGGAGAGUUGUGCAGGUAUUGCACAGGAUUACUCCAACGCUCUGAUAGAAGCAGGAUCAGUUUUGCCAGUWGGAGGUUACUUUGAAAUCCUGUUACAUUAUUAUAUUCAGGACUAUGCAAAACAGUGUCAGCAGUCAGAGGUAACUGUUAUAUGUAAUGUGGUUGCUGAUGCUUUGCUGAGUAUUCCCAAGGCCUUGUACAGGACAACAAAACGAGACAGCUUUACUAAUUUCUAUCUUGAAGCCAUUAAUUCACUCCAAAGAAAUCAGCCGCUGCCUGUAAAUGACAAAGGCUUAGAGUCAGUGUAUUGCAAAUACCAGUUAGUCAUUUCAGUUCUUCAUUGUGUUACASAGCUUCUAUCCAUAGACUUAAUAAUUGGUAUUAGGCGGCCACUCCAAAAAAUUGAGGAUCGUGACUCAGAAGAUGACUUUUGAAAUCAUUAAUAAAGAAUGGUUUUGUAUGUG
Molecule: messenger RNA, 1878 nt
Organism: Malurus melanocephalus (red-backed fairy wren)
Lineage: Eukaryota; Metazoa; Chordata; Aves; Passeriformes; Maluridae
Gene: BBS10
Product: Bardet-Biedl syndrome 10
Exons: 2
Coding region: 25-1848 (607 amino acids)
Biological process (GO): chaperone-mediated protein complex assembly
Molecular function (GO): ATP binding
Source: RefSeq, a predicted model, not a curated record